GGGACGGCGGGGACCGCGGGGACGGCGGACAGCGCGGUGCACUGCGCGCCCCCCGCCCUGCCCGCGCCCCCAGCCGCACGAUGCAGGCCACGGACCCCGCGGCCGAGCUCUGCGAGGAGGACGGCGGAGACCCGGACUUCUACGACUUCGAGCCGCUCCCCACUCUCCCGGAGGACGAGGAGAACGUGUCUCUGGCCGACAUCCUCUCCCUGCGGGACAGCGGCCUCAGCGAGCAGGAGGCCUGGGCCGUGUGCCUGGAGUGCAGCCUGUCCAUGCGCAGCGUGGCGCACGCCGCCAUCUUCCAGACGCUGUGCAUCACGCCCGACACCCUGGCCUUCAACACCAGCGGGAACGUGUGCUUCAUGGAGCAGCUCAGCGAUGACCCCGAGGGCGCCUUUGUCCCCCCGGAGUUCGAUGUGACCGGAAACACUUUUGAGGCUCACAUCUACUCCCUGGGGGCCACGCUGAAGGUGGCCCUGGAGUACGUGGCAGAGCCCACGCUGGAGCCCAGGCUGAGCCGGGACCUGGAGGCGCUGCUGGGUCAGAUGCAGGCGGAGGACCCUGGGGACCGGCCUGACCUGGAGAGCAUCAUAGCGCUGUGCAAGGAGAAGAUGCAGCUGACGUCCUCCUGCCGCCUGUGCCGCAGCCUCUCGGCCGUGGGGAGGAGGGUGCUCUCCAUUGAGUCCUUCGGAGCAUUGCAGGAUGUCGGGGAGACCACCUGGAGGGAGAAACCUGCUCCAAGAAGCGCAGGGCCCAGGAGGCCGCCCGGAGACCGCGGCGCUGACCCAGAGCCCCCGCCCCAGCACCGCCCCCCUGCAGGCCCAGAGCCGGAGACCAGCCCCAGGCCCUCGCCGCCCAAGCCCCUGCUGUCCCCCUCCAUGAGGAACGGGGAGGGCCACACCCGGGGGGGGCUGGCCGGCCUCUUCCUGGACAGCAGGGGCCCCCUGGGCGAGCUGGACAGAGACCUCCUGCGGAGGGGCCAGCUGAGGAAAGUGCAGACCUUCCCCAGGCUCCUGCCCGAUGGGCCCGAAGCCAGCGCCCUCCCCCUGCCGCUGGCCAGCUCGAAAACCCGGCUGCUGGCGUCUGAACUCUUCCCUCCCGACCCCAGGAAGGUCUUUCCGGAUGGGGAAAAUGGCCCUUCCAGCUCCAAGGCGCAGCCCAGAUGCAGACUGUGGCCGGAGCGGGAGCCCACGCCCCGGCUGGGAGGGGCUCCCUGCGCAGGCCUCAGUGGGGCCGGGGGCCCCGGGGCACCCAAGGCUUCACGCCCCGGCCAGGCGCCGGCAGAAGAGAGACCCCCGCCCUGUCCCGCAGACCCUGGAGAGGCAGCCCCUGAAGGCCGGACACCCGGAAGUGACGAGGAGAUUCCGGAAGGAGCCGGGCAGCCAGCAGGUGCAGCUGUGGAGCAGCCGGUGUCCCUGCAGGACCUGCUGUCCAGGCUGGGCCGGCCCCUCCGGGAGUGCGAGCUGUGGGCGCUCUGCCUCGCCCUCCUGCACGCCCUGCGGACGCUCCCCGAGCACCCAGCCGACCUGCGUCUGGACUCUGUGCUGGUGGCUGAGGACGGCGCUGUGCUCCUCAAGCCGCCCCCUGCCGAUGGCCCUCACGACUCGCUCUUCCUGGCUCCCGAGGUGGCAGAGGAACGGCUGGUGACGGAGAAGGCCUCCGUGUACUGUGUAGCCGCCGUCCUGUGGACAGCAGCCAAGUUCAGUGUCCCCCGAGACCACAAGCUGGCCCUGCCGCGCAGGCUCAAGACCCUCCUCCUAGACAUGGCCCGGCGCAGCGCCCUGGAGCGGCCGUCCGUGGCAGAGGCCAUCAAGGUGUGCGGCAGUUACCUGCUCCAGCGGGGAAUGGACAGCAGGAAGGUCCUGGCCCACCUGCGGGUGUCCACCUGCGAGGUUUGCCGGGAGGAGCAGAGCAUCGGUCUCCAGGCUUUCUCGGUAGCUGAGCUGAAGCCCAGCGCGGUGCCCGCUCCGGAGCCCGGCCCAGGCUGCGCACCGGUCAGCAGUGACACCAGACUUGUGGCCGUGCCAGGGCCCGUGCCCAGCCAUCCCCCCAGGUACAAAGAAGCCACCCAGCUGCCAGCCGCCUUCUCCUCUGCGGCCACUCACUUUAGGCCCAUUGUCCUCCCACAGGACACAAGUGUCACCAGGGACCAGCUUGCCGUGAGCCUGGGGCCGGAAGAGAGAGGGCAGGAAGGGAACAGCCCGGUGGAGGGUGGCGCAGAGGGGGGGCACUGCCCCGAGGCCCCCACCGGAGACAGCCUGGAGGCGCCUGGCCCAGGGCCCCAGGGAGCAGCCCUAGAACCUCUCGGGGAGCCGGUGCUUCCGGACUGGGCCCAGGGGUGCCCCCACCCCCUGGGCCCCGAGAACCAGCUGGAGGGGGCCUCACUGGUGACUCCUGGCUCCGCUGCCCCCACCCUGCCCCUGAAGCCAUCCGUGCCACCCCCACAGCAAGGGAUUGAUGGGCAGAUCCCACCUGGACCCAUUUCUGGGGGCCUCGGGCCCUGCCCCCCAGGGCCCACAGCGGCCAGCCUCGGCCCCCGCCACCCCCUCAAGCCACCCCGGAGCAAGGCCACCGAUCACCCGGGCCAGGAGCCAGAGGGCCCCCAACCAGCCUCUCAGGGCCCCUCCCCGGCCGGGGGGCGCACAGACAGCCCCAGGGGCUCUCCCGGCAGAGAGCGUGGUGACGUUGGAGGGCGUGGUGACAGUGUCCCCGAGAGGCCCCAGCCAGCAGAGCACAAGCUCUGCCUGCCCGGCGUGGACGCCUCGCCCCUUGCGAAGAGGGCGGCCUGCCCGUCCCUGCAGGAGGCCACGCGCCUCAUCCAGGAGGAGUUCGCCUUCGACGGCUACCUCGACAAUGGGCUGGAGGCCCUGAUCAUGGGGGAGUACAUCCUCGCCUUGAGGGACCUCACCUUUGCCACCUUCUGCGGCGCCAUCUCCGAGAAGUUCUGCGACCUCUACUGGGACGAGAAGUUGCUGCAGAACCUCUUCAGCGUGGUGAACGGGCGGACCCCGCCCUCCCAGAGCGCUUCCGAGGACGCCGGGCCGCAGCCUGAGCGCAGGCUGAGCAGCUGCUCACUGUCCGGCCAGAGGCCGUUGCUGCCAGGCCAGGGAAAGGAAAAGCCGGCCGCGGCCAGGACCAGCAGGGCCCCCAGCCUGGCCCCCUCCCUGCCAGACGCCGACUCAGACGAGCUCUCACAGGGGAACUUCGAGGUGGGGUUUCGGCCUCAGAAGUCCACGCGAGCAGGGAGAGAGCAGCAGCCCGAGGACAGCCGGCCGGCCUGGGGAGCCUCGGACGCGGAGGCAGCGGCCCAGCUGGCCAGGCCUGGCCAGGGCAGCCCGGCGGUGUCCCCCGGACCAGCAGGGUUCCAGAGCUGCAACCCCGGCUGGUCCAGCGCCUUCUACGAGGCCGACUGCUUCGGGGCGGAUGUGCACAGCUACGUGAAGGCCCUGGGGCGGCAGGCGGCUGACGGGCACUCACAGCUGGACGCCCAGGCCCCGGAGCUGGAGCAGCAGCUCGUGAUAGAGCAGAGAAACUACCGAAAGACCCUCAAGUUCUACCAGAAGCUCCUGCAGAAGGAAAAGCGCAACAAAGGUUCGGAGGUCAAGACCAUGCUGUGCAAGCUGAGGGGACAGCUGGAGGAGACAAAGUCCAGGGUGCAGUUCCUGGGCCUGGUCAAGAAGUACCUGCAGGUCCUGUACGCGGAGCGCUGGGGCCUGGAGCCCUGCGCCCUGCCGGUGAUCGUGAACAUCGCGGCGGCCCCCUGCGACACGCUGGACUUCAGCCCGCUGGACGAGUCCUCUUCGCUCAUCUUCUACAAUGUCAACAAGCACCCGGGCGGCAGCCGGCAGAGGAAGGCGCGUGUCCUGCAGGCGGGCACGCCGCUCGGGCUCAUGGCCUACCUGUACUCCAGCGAUGCCUUCCUGGAGGGCUACGUGCAGCAGUUCCUCUACACCUUCCGCUACUUCUGCACGCCACACGACUUCCUGCACUUCCUGCUGGACCGCAUGGGCAGCACGCUGUCCAGGGCCCACCAGGACCCCACCUCGACCUUCACCAAGAUCUACAAGCGGAGCCUCUGCGUCCUGCAGGCCUGGGUGGAGGACUGCUACGCCGUGGACUUCAGCAGGAACUCGGGGCUGCUGGGCCGGCUGGAAGACUUCCUCUCCUCCAAGAUCCUGCCUCUGGACGGCUCUGCCCAGCACCUGCUGGGCCUCCUGGAGGUGCGCACGGACAGGCGGGCCGAAGGCGCCCCUCGAGGCGCAGACCUGGAGGACCCCAAAGAGGCUGAGGAGGACGCCAGACCCUUCAACGCCUUCUGUAAGAGGCUCUCAGAGGACGGCAUCUCCCGGAAGAGCUUCCCCUGGAGGCUGCCCCGGGGCAACGGGCUGGUGCUGCCCCAGCACAAGGAGCGCCCGUACACCAUCGCCGCCGCCCUGCCCAAGCCCUGCUUCCUCGAGGACUUCUACGGCCCCUGCGCCAAGACCAGCGAGAAGGGGCCGUACUUCCUGACCGAGUACAGCACACACCAGCUCUUCACUCAGCUGACGCUGCUGCAGCAGGAAUUGUUUCAAAAGUGCCACCCCGUCCACUUCCUGAACUCACGGGCCCUGGGAGUCAUGGACAAAAGCACAGCCUUCCCCAAGUCCAGCUCUUCCGAGUCUCUGUCGGCCAAAACCUGCAGCUUAUUUCUGCCCAAUUACGUCCAGGACAAGUACCUGUUACAGCUUUUAAGAAAUGCCGAUGAUGUCAGCACCUGGGUGGCUGCCGAAAUCGUGACCAGCCACACCUCCAAGUUGCAGGUGAACUUGCUGUCCAAAUUUUUGCUGAUUGCGAAAUCUUGCUACGAGCAGAGGAACUUUGCGACGGCCAUGCAGAUCCUGGGUGGGCUGGAGCACCUGGCCGUGAGGCAGUCCCCUGCCUGGAGAAUUCUUCCUGCAAAGAUGGCAGAGAUCCUGGAGGAGCUGAAAGCCGUGGAGGUCUUCCUGAAGAGCGACAGCCUGUGUCUGAUGGAGGGGCGGCGCUUCCGGGCCCAGCCCACCCUGCCCUCAGCCCACCUCCUGGCCAUGCACAUCCAGCAGCUGGAGACAGGGGGCUUCACCAUGACCAACGGGGCCCACAGGUGGGGCAAGCUCAGAAACAUAGCCAAGGUGGUGAGCCAGGUGCACGCCUUCCAGGAAAACCCCUACACCUUCAGCCCCGACCCCAAGCUCCAGUCGUACCUCAAGCAAAGGAUCGCGCGUUUCAGCGGAGCCGACAUUUCCACCUUAGCCGCAGACAGCAGGGCCAACUUCCACCAGGUCACCACCGAGAAACACUCGCGGAAGAUCCAGGACAAGCUGCGGAGGAUGAAAGCCACGUUCCAGUAACCAAACUGGGGUCUGGGUGUGAAAUGCCAGACACGCGGGCCUGCCAGGAGGCGGCUGGAAGCAGAGGGCGCCCAGGGCCUGCGGAGCCGGGUCGGGCUGCGGUGUUUGUUAGUGAGGCUGCCCCAGCCCGGGGACCCGCAGGUGGGGGCUCCGCGGUGGGGCGGGCGGUCUCCUCCCAGGAGAGGGAGCCAGGGCGGGCACCAGAGCCUUGGGGGCUCGCGUGUUUCUGCUAGAAUCAAAAAAUUAACUUUAAAAAUGAAAAUAGAGAAAGUAGACUCCCCAAGAAUGUUGUAUUGUCUGUGCCUCUCAUAGUGACCCCUUCAAAAAACCAGCGCCGCCCCGCUCAGCAGACGCCAAAUGCACCUGCUCGCUGAGAAGCCGCUUUCCGGGUCUGGCCAGUCUGCUCAGCGAGGAGGCUCCGGGGGCUCGAAACCUUCCGCCUGUGCCCCUCCGUGGGUUCACACCCCACUUGCACUGCGCUGACCCCUGGGGGCUCGCCUAGGGGCGGAGAGUGGCCUCCCCAGCCCAGCCUCCUGCUGCGGUGAGGGCCUUGGGCCGGGCCCCUGCCUUCGUGGAACCGCUCUAGGUGACGCGGGUCCCUGCAGAGGCCGCAGAACAGGAAUCAGCUCCAAGCCAGAGGUGCCACCCAUCCACCUCCAGCACCCGCGCUCCAACCCCGGCGCCCACCGCGCCCGCGCACUCGGCGUCACGCAUCACUCAUGCUUCCCCAGACCAAGGCCAGGCGGCCGCGCACUGGUAGCACCAAGCCCCUCCCCAAGGCUCAGCCUCCAAAUAGCUGGUGUCGCGCUCUCGCUGGGGGUGGAGGGAGCCCCUCCGCCAGGGACGGCCUGUGAACAGGGCGGGGGCAGCCGGUGCCCGCACUGGGCUCCCGGGCAGGGACAAGCCCAGAGCCAGUCCCAGGCUCCGACCCUCACAGUGCAAAUUACCACAAGACCCAGGAUUUCUGAGUUUCAGAAUUAGUGAUUCUUUAGACCAACCAGCUGGUGGUGUUUCUAGGAAAACUCUUGUGACAAAACGCUUACUUUUUAAUGUCAAGAUGUAUUUUCCCACAUAUACUCAUCGGAGACAUCCAGGCCCCACUUGAAUGGAAUGUAGGAGGGACAGCAUCCUGACCGUGCAAAGCAAUCAUUUUUUUAGGCUUUUAUGUGAGGAUUAUGUUCUGCUGAUCAACCGCCACAUAUUCAGAUUUUGUAUCUAGCAAAGACAGUAGCCAGCGCGUGUCAGCUUUGCAGUUGUCAUGAAUCGUUUUCGUGGGGAAGUGACCAGGCUUUGGCUUCAGCACAACCAUUUGCAUGUCUCCCAGUGUCACACGGUACCAAUUUCUAAAUAAAAUCAUUUCUACCAA
Lemur catta (Ring-tailed lemur) is the source of this 6732-nucleotide messenger RNA. It is a transcript of the gene KNDC1, whose product is annotated as kinase non-catalytic C-lobe domain containing 1. The transcript is spliced from 30 exons. Gene Ontology annotation, molecular function: guanyl-nucleotide exchange factor activity. NCBI's taxonomy places the organism in Eukaryota, Metazoa, Chordata, Mammalia, Primates, Lemuridae. Gene Ontology annotation, biological process: small GTPase-mediated signal transduction. The record is from RefSeq and is a predicted model, not a curated record. Bases 81 to 5366 code for a protein of 1761 amino acids.